AAAUAAAAAAUAAAUAAAAACUGUUUUCUAUAACACUAAUAUAACAAAGCAUGUACUUUUUACCGCAUUUAACCAACGGAUGGCAAGUGGAUCAAGCCAUUUUGUCAGAAGAAGACCGAGUUGUAAUUAUUCGGUUUGGACAUGAUUGGGAUCCCACGUGUAUGCAAAUGGAUGAAGUCUUGUAUAGUAUUGCAGAGAAAGUAAAGAAUUUUGCGUGUAUCUAUCUUGUUGAUAUUACAGAGGUUCCUGAUUUCAACAAGAUGUACGAAUUAUACGAUCCAUGCACAACCAUGUUCUUCUUUCGUAAUAAACAUAUCAUGGUUGAUUUGGGUACGGGUAAUAACAACAAGAUUAACUGGGCUUUGGAUGAUAAGCAAGAGAUGAUUGAUUUGGUUGAAACUGUAUAUCGUGGAGCCAGAAAAGGCAGAGGUUUAGUGGUGUCACUAAAAGAUUACUCGACAAAGUACCAAUAUUAAUGAAUCAUGGAGUGAGACAAAGCAUAAAAAAAAAAAAAAAAGUCAUCUCAUUAUUUUUUUUUUUUUUUUUUUAAUAAUAAUAUAUUAUUUGAUAACAACA
Messenger RNA from Mucor mucedo, 576 nucleotides. RefSeq names its product thioredoxin-like protein 4A. Gene Ontology annotation, biological process: mRNA splicing, via spliceosome. The transcript is spliced from 5 exons. The coding region runs from base 51 to 476 and encodes 141 amino acids. Lineage: Eukaryota; Fungi; Mucoromycota; Mucoromycetes; Mucorales; Mucoraceae. Gene Ontology annotation, cellular component: U4/U6 x U5 tri-snRNP complex; spliceosomal complex; U5 snRNP. The record is from RefSeq and is a predicted model, not a curated record.